AUGGCGUUCAUGCGCCAAUUGGCCCUUGCCGUCGGCGUGGCCAUUGCCGGUCUCGGCCACAGUGCAGCUGCACAGACCGGCGACGAAUCGGCGCUCUUCAGCGAGACGGCGCGGCUCAACAACGACAGCCUGCUCUGGGGCCCCUACCGGCCCAACCUCUACUUUGGCGUGCGGCCACGGAUCCCCAAGAGCCUGGUGUCCGGCCUCAUGUGGGGGCGCGCCGACACAUACACCGACCUGCAGAACCACGUGCGCUACACCUGCGAGCAGAACGAGGGCAUGGAGGGCUACGGCUGGGACGAGUACGACACGCGGCGCGGCGGCGCGCAGACGAUCCACGACACAUUCAACAACAUUGACAUUACCACGUCGUUUGUCAAGGUGCCGGGCGGGGCCCACGGCGGCAGCUGGGGCGCGCGCAUCAAGGGCGUGCCGCGGCCCAAGGCGCCGACCGACGACCACCCGGACGCGAGCGUCAAGACCAUGGUGGUGUUCUACCUGGCCCAGGAGGAGGACGGCUCGGCGAUCCGCGUGGCAGACGUGUCCGGCCGCGACUGGGACGAGUUGGGCUUCGCGGGCGACGUGACGUUCGAGGGCGCGUCGAGCGGGCUCGGCGACUACAAGGUGGUCGUGACCAAGGGCACGGGCGCGCACCCGCAGAGCGACCACGCGUACGCGGCGGAGCGCGACCUCGAGAAGACGGUCGUGCAGUCGCUGACGGCGCCCGAGGAGCACCUGUGGCAGACGAAGCCGCUGCUGUUCCAGCGGAUCAAGGAGGCGGUCGACCACGUCAUUGCCGCGUACGACCCCAACGCGGCGCCGCCGCCGUGGCACGUGUACCAGCUGGGCAACCAGCCCGGCCCGGGCAACCUGCAGUUCGUGCAGCGCAUGUACGAGGGCGCGUUCGAGUUUGACAUUCUCUUCUCGAGCGCGUCGGCCGGCAAGGACCUGACGAGCGACGACGUGACGCGCGAGAUCCGCGCGGCCAGCGAGUCGUUUGGCGCGAAAUUCAACAAGGUGUUUUCGCUGCAGGCGCCGUUCGCGGCCGACACGUACCGCGCCUUUGCGCACAGCAUGUUCUCGAACCUGAUUGGCGGCAUCGGCUACUUUUACGGCUACGGCAUUGCCGACCGGUCGUACGCGGCGGCCUACGAGGAGGAGGACGAGGGGUUCUGGGAGGACGCCGCGCAGGCGCGCGCCGCGCACCGCGAGACCAUGGAUGGGCCGUACGAGCUGUUCACCAGCAUCCCGUCGCGGCCCUUCUUCCCGCGCGGCUUCCUGUGGGACGAGGGCUUCCAUCUGCUGCCGAUUGCCGACUGGGACAUGGACCUGACGCUCGACAUUGUCAAGAGCUGGUUCAACCUGAUGGACGACGACGGCUGGAUCGCGCGCGAGCAGAUCCUGGGGUCCGAGGCGCGCAGCAAGGUGCCCGCCGAGUUCCAGAUCCAGUACCCGCACUACGCCAACCCACCGACGCUCUUUUUCGUCGUGGACCGCUUUGUCCAAAAGCUGCGGCAGGCGGCGAACGGCACGGCCGGCCACGACGCGGCCGCCGGCAGCAGCAGCAACCUCGUCGACAACACGGAGCUCGGCCUCGAGUACCUGCGCGCGCUGUACCCGCGGCUGCGGCGGCAGUACGACUGGUUCCGGCGCACGCAGUUUGGCGACAUCAAGUCGUACGAGCGCAGCGCCUUCUCAAAGCGCGAGGCCUACCGCUGGCGGGGCCGCACCGAGGCGCACGUCCUGACGAGCGGCCUUGACGACUACCCGCGCCCGCAGCCGCCGCACCCGGGCGAGCUGCACGUCGACCUGAUGGCGUGGAUGGGCAUGAUGACGCGGUCGCUCCUCAACAUUGCCGAGGUGCUGGGCACGGACGCGUCGACCGAGGAGGCCCAGCAGCUGCGCGCGAUCCAGGAGGCCAUUGCGCGCAACCUCGACGACCUGCACUGGUCCGAGGACGAGGGCUGCUACUGCGACGCCACCGUCGACGACUACGAGGAGAACAAGCUCGUGUGCCACCGCGGCUACAUCUCGCUGUUCCCGCUGCUCGUGGGCCUGCUGGAGCCGACCAACCCCAAGGUGGGCCGCCUGCUCGACCUGCUGGGCGACGAGGACGAGCUGUUCAGCCCGCACGGCCUGCGGAGCCUGAGCAAGAAGAGCCCGCUGUACGGCACGGCCGAGAACUACUGGCGCAGCCCCGUGUGGAUCAACAUCAACUACCUGGCGCUGGUGCAGCUGCAGGCCCUGGGGCAGCAGGCGGGUCCCUUCCGGGCGCGGGCGGCGGACCUGUACAACCGGCUGCGGCGCAACAUUGUGGACACGGUGUACGCCAGCUGGAAGGAGACGGGCUUUGCGUGGGAGCAGUACAACCCGGAGACGGGCAAGGGCCAGCGCACGCAGCACUUUACGGGCUGGACGAGCCUGGUGGUCAAGAUCAUGGCGAUGCCCGAGGUGGACGUCACGACGGGCCACGUCCGGGACGAGUUAUAG
Messenger RNA from Sporothrix schenckii 1099-18, 2490 nucleotides. Its product is annotated as mannosyl-oligosaccharide glucosidase. The transcript has a single exon. Lineage: Eukaryota; Fungi; Ascomycota; Sordariomycetes; Ophiostomatales; Ophiostomataceae. Gene Ontology annotation, biological process: protein N-linked glycosylation; oligosaccharide metabolic process. The record is from RefSeq and is a predicted model, not a curated record. Gene Ontology annotation, molecular function: Glc3Man9GlcNAc2 oligosaccharide glucosidase activity. Bases 1 to 2490 code for a protein of 829 amino acids. Gene Ontology annotation, cellular component: endoplasmic reticulum membrane.